AUGUCAGCAGCAACGCUGCAAGGACCAGUAUUAUCUUGGGCAUCAAACCACUAUAAACAUCAUACCUAUACUGAUAAAGAUUUAGAUCCUCACAGCCCAUUAAAAUUUAAUAAUAAGAUUUUAGGUUUUUUAUGGUCACAUAUUGGUUGGAUGAUAAUCGGCGGUAGCUAUAAAUCAAUUGAUCGUAUUACUAUGGUCAAACUUGGAAAAAGCAAAAUAUUAAAAUGGCAGUUAAAAUAUUAUUGGGAAAUUGCUCUAUUUAUGAAUAGUAUUUUUCCUAUGAUGAUUGGUUAUCUAAUCAAGGGAACCCUUACUGCGGCAUAUGCAGGUUUUUUAUUUAUUUCUAUAGGUAGAGCACUCCAACAACAUGCAACUUUUUGCGUGAAUUCGUUAUGUCACUUCAUUGGAAGUAAAAAAUAUUAUAAAGGUACCGCAGGUGACAUUUGGUGGAUGGCUUUAUUUUUAUUAGGGGAAAAUUGGCAUAAUUUCCAUCAUGCUUUUCCUUCAGACUACCGUAAUGGGGUUAAAUGGUAUCAUUUUGAUGUACAUAAAUGGAUAAUAUACAUAAUGAGCAGAAUGGGGUUAGCUUGGAACUUAGAACGCACAGACGAAGUCCGAAUACACGCAAAAAUGCAUGAAGUGAGCUUUAGUCUUAUAGAAGGACGUAAACAGCAAUUAGGGUUACUCCAAAGUAAAGUUGAACAAUUAGUAGAACAUAUACGGAUGAAGCUUCAAGAACUUGAAAAUUCUUCUAUAUCUAUAAAAGAACAAUUCAAUAAAUCUUUCGUAGAAAUUCAGGAAUCCCUUAAAAAACUUACAGAACAAUUACAUUCAUCAAUACAAUUAACUGAAAAAUCGUCCGACCAAUUACUUAAGAUCGCUACUAAGAAAAUUAAAGGAAGUGAAGAAACAAUUUAUCAAUUAUAUAAUAAACUCGAUAAACAACAAUAUCUUAGUAAUUAA
Molecule: messenger RNA, 963 nt
Organism: Rotaria sp. Silwood2
Lineage: Eukaryota; Metazoa; Rotifera; Eurotatoria; Philodinida; Philodinidae
Source: the annotation of a GenBank genome assembly